UUCCUGCCCUCGCCCCAUCUCCGUCCGGGGUCAGUCAGUCGCUCCCUGUCGCUGCCGGAGAGUCUCUGCUUCCCCGUUCCUACGCGCUCCGCGGCGGUAGCUCGGACUCUCCGGAGGAGGGGGCGACAGAGAAAAAGGCUGACUUAAUAAAGUUUCCUGAAACAACAACUACUACCGAAAAGGCCCAAGGUGGGGGAGACCCCCAUUCUUCUCCGCCCCUCUCCUAAAGCCUGAGGGACCGUUGCAGGUGGAGCGGCGCUGGUGGGACCCUGGUUGCGGCGGCAGCCGUUGCCCCGGCGAGGGGAGCCUCAGGUCCUGCCCGCUCCGGUUCCGGCUCCUUCGGUGGUGGUGGCGGCGGCGGCGGGUGCUGCCGGGCGGUUCCUCCUGUCAACUGCCUCCGCCCGCGUGCCUCCAGCCUAGCCACACGGCGCGGAGGACGUCGUGAGCCGCCGCCGCAGUCGCCUCGGCCCGCGGAGGGACGUGGUGAGCUGUGGCGCUUCCGCGUCAGCGCCGGCGGGGACUCUUUCGGAGCGCGUCGGGCCCGAGUCCCGGUUCCCUCGCGUGGUCAGCGGAGGCUGCGCCAGGUGGGGCCCGCAGCCGCCUCCCACGCCAGGCUGUCCCCGCGGCCGCCCGGCCUGCCUUCCUUCCUUCCGCCCGCCCGCCGGCCCGCCCUAGGAGUUGACCACGCCGCAAUGAAGAGCUUCUUACAGUGAAAGCAAAGUAGGUCGAGUCCACUGAAAAUGCCUUUAAGGGACAAAUACUGUCAGACUGACCACCAUCAUCACGGAUGCUGUGAACCAGUUUAUAUCCUGGAACCUGGAGAUCCUCCUUUGUUACAGCAACCACUACAGACAUCCAAAUCUGGUAUUCAACAAAUAAUUGAGUGCUUUCGAUCAGGAACUAAACAACUUAAGCAUAUUUUAUUAAAAGAUGUGGACACUAUUUUUGAAUGUAAGUUAUGCCGCAGUCUCUUCAGAGGAUUACCAAAUUUAAUUACCCAUAAAAAAUUCUACUGCCCACCAAGUCUCCAGAUGGAUGACAACCUUCCUGAUGUAAAUGAUAAACAAAGCCAAGCCAUACAUGAUCUCCUAGAAGCCAUAUAUCCAAGUGUGGACAAACGAGAAUAUAUUAUUAAGCUAGAACCCAUAGAAACUAAUCAAAAUGCAGUGUUUCAAUAUAUUUCGAGGACUGAUAAUCCUGUUGAAGUCACAGAGUCAAGCAGUACUCCUGAACAAACCGAAGUUCAAAUACAGGAAACUAACACUGAACAGUCAAAAACAGUACCAGUUACAGAUAUAGAGGUGGAAACUGUAGAGCCGCCUCCUGUUGAGAUUGUUACAGAUGAAGUUGCACCUACAUCUGAUGAACAACCUCAGGAGUCGCAGGCUGACUUGGAAACUUCUGACAAUUCUGAUUUUGGUCACCAGUUGAUAUGUUGUCUUUGUAGAAAAGAAUUCAAUUCUAGACGAGGUGUUCGCCGUCACAUUCGAAAAGUACACAAGAAAAAGAUGGAAGAACUAAAAAAGUACAUUGAGACACGAAAGAAUCCAAACCAAUCCUCUAAAGGACGCAGUAAGAAUGUUCUAGUUCCAUUAAGUAGGAGUUGUCCAGUAUGUUGUAAAUCAUUUGCUACAAAAGCGAAUGUAAGGAGGCAUUUUGAUGAAGUUCAUAGAGGACUAAGGAGGGAUUCAAUUACUCCUGAUAUAGCAACAAAGCCUGGGCAACCUUUGUUCCUGGAUUCUAUUUCUCCUAAAAAAUCUUUUAAGACUCGAAAACAAAAGUCGUCUUCAAAGGCUGAAUACAAUUUAACUGCAUGCAAAUGCCUCCUUUGCAAGAGGAAAUAUAGUUCGCAAAUAAUGCUUAAAAGACAUAUGCAAAUUGUCCACAAGAUAACUCUUUCUGGAACAAACUCUAAAAGAGAGAAAGGCCCUAAUAAUACUGCCAACAGUUCAGAAAUAAAAGUUAAAGUUGAACCAGCAGAUUCUGUAGAAUCUUCACCCCCUUCCAUUACCCAUUCUCCACAGAAUGAAUUAAAGGGAACAAAUCAUUCAAAUGAAAAAAAGAACACACCGGCAGCACAGAAAAAUAAAGUUAAACAAGACUCUGAAAGCCCUAAAUCAACUAGUCCGUUGGCUGCAGGUGGCCAGCAAAAAACCAGGAAACCAAAACUUUCAGCUGGCUUUGACUUUAAGCAACUUUACUGUAAACUUUGUAAACGUCAGUUUACUUCCAAACAGAACUUGACUAAACACAUCGAGUUGCACACAGAUGGAAAUAACAUUUAUGUUAAAUUCUACAAGUGUCCUCUUUGCACUUAUGAAACUCGUCGGAAACGUGAUGUGAUACGACAUAUAACUGUGGUUCAUAAAAAGUCAUCUCGUUAUCUUGGGAAAAUAACAGCCAGUUUAGAGAUCAGAGCUAUAAAAAAGCCUAUUGAUUUUGUUCUAAAUAAAGUGGCAAAAAGAGGCCCUUCGAGGGACGAAGCAAAACAUAGUGAUUCAAAACAUGAUGGCACUUCUAACUCUCCUAGUAAAAAGUAUGAAGUAGCUGACGUCGGUAUUGAAGUAAAAGUCACAAAAAACUUUUCUCUUCACAGAUGCAAUAAAUGUGGAAAGGCAUUUGCCAAAAAGACUUAUCUUGAGCAUCAUAAGAAAACUCAUAAGGCAAAUGCUUCCAAUUCACCUGAAGGAAACAAAACCAAAGGCCGAAGUACAAGAUCUAAGGCUCUUGUCUGAUAACUUCAAGUGAUGUACGAAAAGGUUUGGAGUUCAUUUUUGUGGAAAGACUUUAAAUUGGUGUUAGAACCACUAAACAUCUUCAAAUGGUACUAUGAGGAAAAAAAGAAAAACAUUUUUCUAAAUAUUCAACUAUAACUGCUGUUUUCUGACUAAAAUAAUAACCAUCUAACCACUUGUUUCUAAGGCACUGCCUAUUCCAGCACUUUCAAGUAGCUGUGACAUUACAUGUUGUCAUCACAGUCAAUCAGCUAACCACCCUUGACCUUGUGCAUUUGGUCUACAGUUUCUACAAAAAUGUUACAAAUUUUGUUUUCUAAACAAUUUGUUGAUUAAGUGAUCAACAACCUGAAGAAAAUAUCAAUUUUUAAUUGACAAAGACUUUAUAUCUUAGUGAUUUUAGUUUUGUUUCUCUUUAUUUGGCAACAUUUUCAUCUGAAUUGUAUAGAUAUAUGAUUUUCUAGUGAGUGUAUGUUAGGAACAAAAGACAAAAUAGUAUCAACACAUUAUAAAUAUUUAGCUUACUAAAUAUUUGUAAUUAUUUUUACAUCCAUUUAUUUCUAGCUUGUUCUCCAGCACUUAAGUGUUUGAAAGUUUCAUCCUAAAAUAUAUACCACAGGAAAGUUCCAGUUCAUUUUCAUGCAUGGAUCAUUACAUUUUUCACUUGUAAAUGUAGGUUUUUAUGAAAAUUAAACAUUCCCCUAUUUUUCUUUAAAUUUUAUACAAAGCACUUUAAUGAUAGAUGCAACCUUAUUUUUCAGUUCCUAUUUUUUUAAAGACCACACAUUUACUAAUGUUAAUAUGAAGGUAAUAAAUAGCUUACUGAUAUUUUAUGGAUGCAGACAAUCCAUGCACAACCACUUCUUAUGAUACUAGUUUUUUCCUUAAAUAUUGCUACAAAAGGAAGAUGCGGGUGUAAGCCCUGAUUUUUUUUCUCCCAAGAAAAAUCUUGAAGGACCACUUUAGAUAAUAUUUGAUUCCUACUGUAAAAUUUAGAAAAUGAUGAAUUCUUGUCCAUUUUUAUAAUCAAGUUUUUAGGAAAAACAGAAGUACAUCUAUCUUUAUGAAAUUUUGGGCAGGUUUUUGUGUAUCAAUAUUUUGUACUUUUUAAGGAAUAUUUUAUUUUUUAGUUAUUUGUGUCAAAUUAUAAUUAUAAAAGGUACAGCAGAAAAUAUACCAUGUUUUUAUAUAGGUUCACACCUGUACUUAGGAGGGACCCUGUCCAUCUAUAUACUUUUUGUAUAAAAUUUUAAAAUGUUAAAGAUCCACAAGGUCUUAAUAAAAUGAUUCUAUAGAUAGAAAAACAUUUACCUUCCCAGUGCUUUGCACUAAAAUAUACUGUGAAAGGAAACUAGAAAGACUGUAACUAUUGCUGGAAAUGUUCUAUAUUGAAUGUACAUGCUCUUGUUGGAAAAAUGUACUAUAUGUGAUGGAAAUAAACCAGACUCAAAGUUAUUUCAGCUAAAUGUGCUUCAGCAAAGGUGCAUUGGUUGAAACUUAAAUGUUUUAUUAUCAAAUUUAAACUUAUUCAGUGACUAUGAGCAGCUACACUUGAAUUAUAUUCUGAUAGUUUUAUUUCUAAGAAAUAGAAUAAUAAUUUCUCUUUAAUUUAAAAACAGAUUUACUUUCCCACAUAUUGAAAAUUUGUACUUAUAGAUCUAACUUUAAUAACUAAUAGUAUAAUAUAUUUAGGGAAGUAAAUGUGUAGGUGGUAUUUCAUUUAUAAGCCAUCUUAAUUAGUUGCACAUUAUUAAACCUAUAUGUUUGACUUUU
Symphalangus syndactylus (siamang) is the source of this 4508-nucleotide messenger RNA. RefSeq names its product zinc finger protein 800 (gene ZNF800). Lineage: Eukaryota; Metazoa; Chordata; Mammalia; Primates; Hylobatidae. The record is from RefSeq and is a predicted model, not a curated record.